Messenger RNA from Phasianus colchicus (ring-necked pheasant), 1334 nucleotides. It is a transcript of the gene ECSIT, whose product is annotated as ECSIT signaling integrator. Gene Ontology annotation, cellular component: mitochondrion. The record is from RefSeq and is a predicted model, not a curated record. Lineage: Eukaryota; Metazoa; Chordata; Aves; Galliformes; Phasianidae. Gene Ontology annotation, biological process: innate immune response; cell surface receptor protein serine/threonine kinase signaling pathway.
UAAGGUCGGCGCCAUGAGGCUGAGCUGGGCCCGGGCGCUUCCAUUGAGGCUGUGGGGGGGCUGCGGAGGCCCGAAGAUGCGGGGGGUGACCGGGAUAGAGUGGGCUGCUCGCCCCAUGUGCCGCAGCAGCAGUGAUGCCCCAGAGCCACCAUCCGAUCAUGGCUCUCAGAACAUACCACGGGAUGAGGAGCAGGGAGGCCCUGCAGCCUUUGCAGCAGCAUUAGAAGAGCUGGAACGGGCACCAGGCCGGCGGCUGGGACGCCUGGAGCUGGUGGCAGCAGCACUGGCAGCAAUGCCAGCACUGGGGGUGGCCAGGCAGCUGGAUGCUUACAACCGGCUGCUGCGUUUGCUGCCCCGUGGGCCCUGGGUGCCACGGGGGCCCCUGCAUCGUCUCUUUGCUCCUUUUCCACGGCAGCAGGAGUGUGGCUUGCAGGUUCUGGAACAGAUGGAGAGAUACGGUGUGAUGCCGGAUGCGGAGACACGGUUCUUGCUGCUGGCCGUCUUUGGGCCCCGCAGUCGUCCUGUGCGUAAGUGUCAGCGGAUGUUGUACUGGCUGCCACGGAUGCUCCAUGCCAAUCCCUACCCACUGCCUGCUCAGUUGCCCCCUCCUGGAUUGGCUGCUGCCUGCCUGGGGCUGCGCCGCAUUGCCAACGACCCCGAUGCCCGGCUGAGUGUCUAUCAGCAGCCCCAGCCAGAGCAGGGGGACAACGAGGGCUCUACACAGCCGUACAUCGUCGGCAUCCAGAGUGCAGAACAGCAGGAGCUACUGGCCCGGCAUGGCCCAGAACACCCUGUCUUUGUGGAGGGACCGUUCCCACUGUGGCUGCGCAGCACCCGCCUGUUCUACUACGUGCUGAGGGGGGACCCUCUCCCCCCUCAUUUGCGGGAACCUCCCCCUGAUCCUGAGCGCAGCCUUUACUAUCCCCUGUACCUUGACCUGGACCUGGAGCGUGGCCCAUGGGAUGAUGAUGAGUUCGAUGUGAAUGAGGUGGAGGAGGGCCCUGUCUUUGCGCUGUGCAUGGCAGGGACUGGUGACCAGCGCACCUUGGCCAAGUGGAUCGCGGGGCUGCAGCAGACUAACCCUGUCCUUGGCCAAACACCAGUGAUCUUCCGCCUGGGGGAUGGGGAUUCCUCUGCUGGAUCCCCAGGAGACGGAGAUGCAUUGCAUCUGGAGGGGUCAAGGGCAGCGGAGUUGGAGCCCCCCGAGGUGGCAUGGGGCCGCCGAGCACAGGGAGAGGGAUGAGGGGCCUGAGAGGGUUGUGGGGGGAUGGGUCCAGUUUGGGUGCCUCCUCCCUGGGUUGUGGGUCAAUAAAUGGAGGUGGUGUGGACGGAGA